GCAGCUUUCUCGUGGGGUCCGAGUGCAGCGGCGUGCAGAGGAGGCGGAGCCGCACCUGGAGCCCUCUGAGAAGUCUAUUGAGACAAUGAUGAAGUUCUCCAAUCAGUAUGCCAAGGUCACGGGCACGAAGUACUGUGAGGAUAAGAGUGUUCCGGCCGUGGUCAUUGUCGGCCUGGCCUUGCACAAGGAGACCUUGGGCGCUCCACUCUGCCCUUGCCGGCACUAUGAGGACAAGGAGAAAGAGGUAAAGGAUGGGUACUGGAACUGUCCAUGCGUUCCAAUGCGCGAAAGGCACGAGUGUCACUGCAUGCUCUUCCUGAAGGAUGACAAUCCGUUCGCGCAAGGGACCAAGACACGGGUCCUGAUUUGCUGA
Messenger RNA from Symbiodinium sp. CCMP2592, 373 nucleotides. Lineage: Eukaryota; Dinophyceae; Suessiales; Symbiodiniaceae. The record is from the annotation of a GenBank genome assembly.